Messenger RNA from Mytilus californianus (California mussel), 904 nucleotides. Its product is annotated as ATP-binding cassette sub-family C member 5-like. The coding region runs from base 245 to 904 and encodes 219 amino acids. The record is from RefSeq and is a predicted model, not a curated record. Lineage: Eukaryota; Metazoa; Mollusca; Bivalvia; Mytilida; Mytilidae. The transcript is spliced from 7 exons.
ACAUUUAGUGUGUUUGGAAAUGCACAGUUGUUUGAAAAAGCAAUGGAGAAUUCUACUGUGAAUUUGACAGGAUUAAUUCGACGUCAACUGAAACAAAAAGAAAAGGUCACAAUUUGAUCUUUAAGAGUGACAAACUAGAACGAAAGUAUGUGACUAAUUGUUCUAGACUAUAAAACAGAAACAACCAGAGGAAAUACACUCAGUAAGGAAUAGGAAUUCCGUAUGUCACAGGAGGAAGUUUAGAAUGUCUGACGUCAAGAAGAAGAAGUCUGUUCCAGAACUACGGAAGUUUAGUAUAUUUACGGGCCUAGACGAAACAGUAAAGAAUAAGGAAGCAUACGCUUACGACAAUCCUGCCUUAUACAAUGGAGCAACAUGGAACGCAUCUGAAUUGAGUGAAUAUGAAAUUACAGAAGAGGUGACAAAUGGCUUUACCAGUGGAGAUGCACAAGGUUCCCGGAAAUAUUCUACAGCUCUUAAAGUUCUGAAGCCCUUCAGACCAUCAUCAAAAGAUGGUAAAAUACCAAUUAAUAAGGCUGGUUUAUUGUCAUACAUGUUUAUGACAUGGAUGACACCUCUAGUCAUGAAGAUGUUUAAACAUAGAGAUGAGGAUCUAAAAGAGGAAGACAUCUGGGAGUGUUCAGAUUAUGAGGCUUCCAAAAUUAAUACUGACAGACUAGAAGCAUUGUGGAAAGAUGAAGUGAAAUCAAAAGGAGAGAAGAAAGCUUCGGUUCUACGUUGUUGGUUAAAAUUCUGUCAGACUCGAAUUUUAGUCAGCUUGAUCAUUGUAGCAGUCAAUGCUCUGUCAACUUUUCUAGUAUCGCUCAUGUUUAUGCAUUGUGAAUUCCCAGGCAUUUAUACUGCAAUGCAACAAAUCUGUAUUCAUAUAUUUCUAAUAUGCUAA